GCGCGUCCUCACAAACUUCUUAAGCUAGGUAACUACACAGUAUAAGCUCUAAAUCUGCAAGAUUAGUCAAGAUAACAACACUGCCACACUGCCAUGGAGAGGGAGCUCGGCAUAUCAACGCUGGGCGCUUGAAACAGGCAUUGAUAUAGAACAGAUUCCUCCAUACACCCACGAGCCGAAUGGAGCUGCUGAACGAGCUGGUUAAGAAAUAAUCACUAAGUCUAUCAAGAUGAGGAGCGGAGCACACCUACCUGAGAAGCUCUGGCCAGAGGUAGUAAUGGCAGCGACUUGGCUCUAUAAUAUGAGUCCAUCGCACUCAAACGAGCUGCGAAGCCCAAACGAGCAGCUCAAUCACUGGGCACUCACAGCUGAUCUAAGACCCGAUUGGAGCGGGAUAUACGCAUAUAGCUGCCGCGCUUAUCCUCUGAACAGGGAGCGAGCAGCUGGACGAAACAGGAGAGGCUUCAAAGUCACUCCAAGGGGACAUAUUGGUUACCUGGUGGGCUACAAAGCCUCUAAUAUAUACUAA
This is a messenger RNA of Didymella exigua CBS 183.55, 529 nucleotides long. RefSeq lists its product as uncharacterized. The record is from RefSeq and is a predicted model, not a curated record. NCBI's taxonomy places the organism in Eukaryota, Fungi, Ascomycota, Dothideomycetes, Pleosporales, Didymellaceae. The coding region runs from base 230 to 529 and encodes 99 amino acids. The transcript is spliced from 2 exons.